CGAGCCGCGCCGCGCCCCAGCCCGCCGCCGCCGCGCAGCGGGAAGGUGGGAAGCGCCCGGCGGCGCCCGCCUCGCACUACCCGGAGGGGAGGCGCGGUGCGGGGCGUGCAUGCCCCGCCAGCCGCCACGAACCUCUGUGACCAUGCCACCUUCACAGUACUCCAGGAUCGUUUCUUAACAGAUGGGGACCCCGCGUCGGCGCCGGAGCCAGUAGGGGCGAAGCCGCCGCGCGCUGCCAUGAUGACGAGCCGCUGCAGCCCCCUGCCCGAGGUGCUGCCCGAGGGCCCCGGCUCGGCGGCCCCCGCGGCCAAGAGCGCCGGCGGCGGGGCCGGCCCGGCCGGCGGCCGCCCGCACUACGUCAUGCAGGUGUCGGCCAAGGACGGGCAGCUGCUCUCCACCGUGGUGCGGACGCUGGCCACGCACAGCAGCCCCUUCAACGACAGGCCGAUGUGCAGGAUCUGCCACGAGGGCAGCAGCCAGGAGGACCUGCUUUCUCCAUGCGAAUGUACGGGGACCCUGGGGACGAUUCACCGCAGCUGCCUGGAGCACUGGCUGUCGUCUUCGAACACCAGCUACUGUGAACUCUGCCACUUCAGGUUUGCAGUAGAGCGCAAACCCAGGCCUUUGGUAGAGUGGCUGAGGAACCCGGGCCCCCAGCACGAGAAACGGACUCUCUUUGGGGACAUGGUGUGCUUCUUGUUCAUCACGCCGCUGGCGACCAUCUCCGGCUGGCUGUGCCUGCGGGGAGCAGUGGACCACCUGCACUUUAGUAGCCGGCUAGAAGCCGUUGGCCUCAUUGCACUCACUGUCGCACUCUUCACUAUUUACCUCUUCUGGACCCUAGUGUCCUUUCGCUAUCACUGCAGGCUCUACAACGAGUGGCGCCGCACCAACCAGCGGGUGAUCCUGCUGCUGCCCAAGGCGGCCGCCGUCGCCUCCGCCCAGCAGUCGCUGCUGGGCCUGCAGCCCGGCAAGAGGAACUCCAAGGAGACCAUCGUCUGACCGGGGCCGGGCGCCCGGCCGCCUCCGAUACCGCCCGGGAGCCUCGUCUCCCGCUUCACGGACUCUUCGCAGACGGAGAAAUCACUGUUUCAAUUCAAAUCAUGGAUGCUGCAAUCAUACGAUAUUUGCUAAGCUGCCAAACGUGUUUAUUUAGCAGAGACUGGGUGGAAUUCUACGAACUCACGUUAAUACUUGCAUCAGAGCGAUGCAGACUUUUUUUAUUAUUGUUUAAAAAUAUUAAACUAUGAUAAUUAACAAUGCAGAACAGAUGUAAAAAGUGCUUUUUGUUUAUUGUUUCUUGCUACUACAGUAUUUUCUUUGAAUAGCAGCCAAUGCAGUGUUUUUUCAUUUUUUCCCUGA
Rhea pennata is the source of this 1362-nucleotide messenger RNA. RefSeq names its product membrane associated ring-CH-type finger 3 (gene MARCHF3). Gene Ontology annotation, molecular function: zinc ion binding; ubiquitin-protein transferase activity. The transcript is spliced from 6 exons. Lineage: Eukaryota; Metazoa; Chordata; Aves; Rheiformes; Rheidae. Bases 238 to 1002 code for a protein of 254 amino acids. The record is from RefSeq and is a predicted model, not a curated record. Gene Ontology annotation, biological process: protein ubiquitination.